AUGGGUUUGGUAUUGUCAACGCUUGAAAUUUAUAUUAGUAAGUAUCAGGUUGAUAACUUUAAGAAAUGUGUAAAUAGUUUGAGCUUGGACUCUAAUAUAUUUUCCAAGAGCAGAAGAAUUAACAAUGUUAUAGUGGAUAAGAUAAUAGAUAUAAGUUCAAGAUAUGGUGUUUUGCUGGACUUUAUUUUAUCAUUUGAAAAUUGGAUUAAGAGGUUUUCAAGAGAGUACCAUGGAAAUACUUUUAAGAAUAAGGAAAUCCUUACUUUAAUAACAUCAAUAAGCUCGGAGUUUGAUAUUCUCAAAUUAAGAUUCAACAAAUUUAGUAAUGAUGUUGAUCUUUUUAUUGAUUCCAUAUUUUCAAAUAAUUCUUCAAAACGUCCUUUUGGAGAAAAGAUUGCAAAGGCGAAAUAUAAGAAGGAAAUAGAGAAUUUAUACAAAGAACUUGAAACAUUAAACUUGGAGAUUAAAAAGCUGGUAAACUACCAACAAAAGUUAAUUACUUCAAGUUCAUUGUAUAUUGUAAAAUUAGAUAGUGGAGCUAAUCAGUUAAAAACAGCUCGGAAUGAUGAAGUUAUUGACAUGUCAAAUGAGAAUAGUUUGUAUGACUUAUGGAUAUUUUAUGAACACCAUAGACUACCUAACUUGAAAGAGAAGGUAGUUUUUCUUUCAAGAUCGAUUUCUCUUUUGAUAUAUCAAAACAAAAUAUUGCUAGAAUUCCUAUUAAAGAGGUAUAGAGUUUUGACAAAGCAGUAUUCUGAGUUUUUUAACUGUUCAAAGUGCAAUUAUAACCUUUUUGAUAACUUGAAUCGAACCAGAUCUGAAAAUUUGAGAGCAAACUCUACUAAACUAAUUCCAUCUAAAAAGUCUGAGUAUAGUAUAAAUCCUGAAGUUUCUAUUCAACUGCAACAAGAGUUUUUCACAAAGUGUUUGGAUGCUGAAGAUUUGGGAUUAAUGACUCCUUUAGAUUCAUUUGGGAAAACUGAAGGGAUAAUUAAUAUAGAGCUUUUCAAUGUAAUCCAUAUGGUAAAGUUUCUAAUAGGGGAGCUUGAAAUAAAAUGUUCAGAAUUUCAAAGGAAUCACGGAAUUCUUUCAGAAUUUAAAACCUUCAUCGAUAGUGAGCUUAGAGUGAACACAACAAACAUAAACGAUUUCUUUUUCUCAGGAAAACCUCAUAUCAAAAAGAGUGUAUUCAGCCAAUUAACCUAUCAAGUGAGCCAGCUUAACACAAUUUCGGAAUUUGCCCACACAUUAGAACAAAGCAUAAAAACUUAUCACUACUUCAAUAUUCCUUGCUAUUUUGGAAUUGUUAACUACUACUUAAAGCAAUCCUUUGAUAAAUUUUUUAAUAUUUUUUAUAACUUAAAAAACAAUCCUAAAGAGAAAGGUUUUUCCACCAUUAACAUGCCUAAAUUAGACUCUUUUGAGACUAAAAAUCCUGAUCACCCUUAUGAUUUGAACAGAUUGAAUAUCACCAUUACUAAUGAAAUGAUAGCCUUUAUGUUCAACAGUUCCGAGAUUGCAAGCUCAGCAAGAAGUUCAGAAGAAUUCAAAAAGUUUCCAAAUUUUGAAACAAAAUAUAACUAUACAAUUUUUACUAAUAUAACAGAUUUUCCACCAAAUCUCAAUUUAGGCGGGAUAUCCGAAAAUUUAGAAGUAUUAAUGGAUAGGUUUUUAAAAAGUAUAUUAGUACACGAAAAAAAAGUAAAUGAUGAAGAAAACAAUAUAUUUAUGUAA
Cryptosporidium ubiquitum is the source of this 1734-nucleotide messenger RNA. RefSeq lists its product as uncharacterized. NCBI's taxonomy places the organism in Eukaryota, Apicomplexa, Conoidasida, Eucoccidiorida, Cryptosporidiidae. The transcript has a single exon. The record is from RefSeq and is a predicted model, not a curated record. Bases 1 to 1734 code for a protein of 577 amino acids.